AAGUUUAAAUUUCACAAUAAAAACUUACUUCUAUUCUAGAUAAUAUUAGGUAAUCUCAAUAAUAAUAAACCAAACAUGACUACCUGCGUCUCUCCCUCUCAAGUGCAUUACAACAAAGGUACUUUGCACAUGGGAAGUUAAACCUUCAAAUGCUAGAAAACUUUUCCAAUUUCCGAUUCAAACCCGAUAAACUGAAAACUUUUCGAAACUCGGUAAACCCUACCCGAAAUCUUUUCAUUCAAAGUUAAUCUCCCAUUUCAAUAAAAGUUAUUGUAUGCAUUGUCCUGCUCCCUUUAAUAUAAUAUAAGCUGCUCCUUUUUUUGAUGACUUCUAAAAGUGUCAAAAACUUUUCACGAGCCGAAGUAUCAAAAUUAAGCGCCACCUACAGUGAAUAAACUAAACGAAAAUCACCAAGUUGCCGCAUCCCGCCGCUAGAUGUCUACCAUUGACCCAGUUCUCGCUUCUCGUAAAAAUAGCGCCGUACAAUAGCUCAAACACUAUUUAUAUCGCGUAUCUCGAAAAUCUGAGUCCACAUGCUUAUCUGAAGCCUUGCCAUCAUCUCACAGAAUCAGCUGAACUGUACGCCUACCGCGCAACGCACAGUUUAUACCUAUAUCUAAAAAAUACAUGCAAAAUCGAUACGCGCUCAGUUGUUUUCUGUCCCACAGUAGUCCUCGCUAGCGUUAGCAUAGUAAACAAGGGAUCAUGUUUUAAAGAUGGAAGUUAAAAGAUACAUUAGGAGUGAAUCCGCGAGUUGUGCUCAUAUGGUCGAAGAAAGUGCAGCGAAUAAUAGAAAGAGCGUAGAUCCUCAUGAGAAGUUGAAAGCAUUGUUGAAUUCCCCUGAAGAUGACACGGAUGACAGCUUGCCUCCUUCUGACGCUCCUAAAUUUGGGACAGUUAUCCACAACAGGAUAUUCGUAGGAGGAUUUUCAUUGACGACGACGGAUGAGGACUUGUGGAAGUUUUUUUCUGGGUUCGCGACUGUGACUGCUGCGAGGGUCAUUUACGACAGAGCUGGAGUGUCCAAGUGUUAUGGCUUUGUGACAUUUGCUAGUCCACGGGUCGCGCGGCUCAUCGUCAAACAGAGUGGAGGUGUUAUGUUCUCACCGCUGGGCCGUCUGCGAGUGGCGCAGGCGGUCAGAAAGCAGAUGAGCCAACUGCCAGUCCUAGGUUCCGAAGCGGCGCCGCUCCCCGCCCCCCUCUGCUACCAGCUACUGUGCGCGCCCCCUCUGGCGCCAUUACCUGCGUGCGCGCCUUGUGAGCUGCCCCCUCCACCAUACGCCAUGUAUCCACUGCCGUUUGACAGUACAUACAUCAUUGAUAGACAAGCAACCCCAGCGCUCUACGCCCCACCAACGCAAUACGCUCUAGUACCAGCGCCAUACUCCACCUGCUGCGAGCCCACAUGCUGCGCCCCCCUCGACAAGCAGCCCCGCGUCCCGCCACCCCCUCUCCACCCAGCGUAUAUCUACUGAACUAUUCGUUGAGGGGUUUGCGAUGAAGAUUAAAUCCUAUUUAGAAUUUUGUCCAUUUGCAAUGUGAAGUCGAAGACUAGAUGCUGCUUUCAAGGUUUAUUCUGGAUUCCUUAGUGUGUGAUUCCGUUGUCAUAUGUUCUGUAAUAUCUAUGAACGGUUCAUUCCAGCUAAAAUUAACUUGUCGGUAGAAAUGGACCAUCUGCAACAUCAUCUGGAAUAACAUACCUCCACCUAUAAGGAACACACCAUCAAUUAGUUCAUUUAAAUGUAAAUUUAAAAAACAUAUUUUAAACAUACAAUUGUUAUAAAUAUUGGGUAUACUCCUGUGCCAUCACUAUGCCAUGUACUAGAACGAACGCCUACCCUAUAAUUUAUUUCGCCUUGAAUAACGACUAACUGACUGUUUAGGUACCGUAAUUUAAAUAAUUUAUUUGUUAUUGUAGUAUUUAAUUGAAUAACGAUUAUAGCCUUAUGAUAUUUACUUGAAACUUUUGUAUUUAAAUAUAUAAAAUUUUGUACUUUAGCGUGUUGCGCUCUUUCGGAAAAGUUUCCACGGAAGACCAGCGUCGAGAUCCUUAGGUGGUAUCUUGACAUUAAGCUGAGUGGAGAUCUUUUCAGUGACGCUUAAUAAUAAAUUGGUUCUGUCGUCUCAUAAAUUACCUAAACUUAAGCGUUUUCUGAAUAAAUUUCUUCUAUUCUAUUCUAUUCAAUACGUAGGUGUAGGUACCUAAAGGAUAACAACAGAAGGUGUUAAUAAAAAUUAAAUACAGGAAUGGGCAAAUAUAUUUUUUUGUAAAUUGUUGACAUGUUUAUAAUACACCACAUUUGACGAUUUGUAAACGAGAGAGUUCAAGCGAGCAAUAUGGAAUAUUAGGAUAGUAUUGCUGCUAGAAAAUUGUAUACCGAUGUGUUAGGGGAACCACGACACAAAAAUUUUACUGUCACACAUUAUAGAAGUUUUAUACGCCAUGAAUAUUAUUGUUUAAUUUUCUUUGUAAAGCAGCAUCUAGUAUAUCAGCCCCGUUGCAAUAAUCCCUCAUUUCAAGUUAUUUUGUGAUUUUCCCACCGGACUCAAAGCUAAAUUCAAAUCAGUUUUUAUUUUGAAACGUUCAUUUACUCAAGUCUUCCAAUCAUCACCAUGCUCAAGGCUACUGUCUCUUACAUUAUUUUCUUUCCUUAAGAAUAUGCGAUGGAUUUCAUUGUUGACAAUGAAAAGUUAGGAACGUUUAAGUGAUGCAAGAAGUGUUCAAUUAGACUUUUGUCUAAUCAGGUGUGUUGUUUUUGACGAUUUUGUCUUAGGGCGUCUAUCUCUUACAUUGGUAACGAUGUAGUUAGCCUCAGUUAGGAUGUAAGAGUGAACAGGUUUCACGUGCUAUCAUUAUUAUUAUACGUCUAUAGAUGCAUCAAAUCGUAUGCUUUAGUUCAUUGAUAAGUAAAAGAUUUAGGUACAAAUAGUGAAAAUAUAAUCACAUCACCACAAUAACAUACUUAUAUCCUUUUAACAUUAAUGCUCCGAUGUGUUUUACCUACAUCAUAAUUGUUAUUAUGUUAAAUAGUUUAUUUAUUUAAGUUAAAUAAUUUAUGAUGAUGUAGGUACUUGUUAACAGAACAUGGUCUACUAUUUUAAAUAAGUAAGAGUAAUUCUUCAAAUCUGUCUUGGUGUUGUGGCUUACAUGUUGCUAUUGUAAUUUAUUUAUAAAGAAAGUAUACAAUAAAAAUAGUCCUUGUAAUAAUUUGUUCAAUGGAUCUUUUGAAAGUGGUUUGAAACAUCUAUAGAAAUAUUCAUAAGCGUAAGAAUGUGCGUGGCAAGCACAACGAAUUAAAGCACAAAGAUAAGUUGCUAGUAUAGAAGACAUUACCUCUAAAAGACAGAUUUGUUACUGCUUGUUAUCCUUUUAAAGGAGUUUUGUUUACCCUAGUAUAAGAUUGUUUUCGGAUUCCCAUACCUAGAACAGAGAGAAAUAUUUUUUAAAUAUUUAGUUUUUAAUGUUACUGUUGAAACAAGUCUGGGGUCCAAAAUGUGAUAAGGGACUAUCGAUUUUAGAUCACCAACUAAUACCAACAAGAAUUUAUAAAUUGACAAAUUUAAAACAAUUAUGACACACGUGGUGAUUCUAAAGCCAAUAAUCCUUUACCCAAUGUUUUAAUUGUGUUGGAAAAUUUUAGGCAUAUUAUUGAUAAUAAUCCUGCAAUAACUAAUGAUAAUGUUAUAGGCGAAAUGUCUGCUACACAUUUUGAUAAAAAAACAAGUUGAUAAUAAUGUAGAAAAGGGGCAAUGUUCUCUGGUACUGAGAAUUCAUAGCACGGUGAUGUUUUUCACAAGCUUGCAAGCAUGCUAGCAGUCGAUUUGGAUCAUCGUGUUAACGAUUCAAUAGACCAUUUUUUAAUUGUUAAGUUUAAACCUUUUAAAAGACAAUCAAUAAAGCAUGAAGAAUGUGAUAAUGGGAUCUUUGUAGCCAUAGUUGUGUUUCUUAUAGAUUUAUAGAAUAUCCAAUUUACUAAAACCUAAAAUUUAUUUGUUGCAAGGAUAAUAGGACCAAGUAUCCGAACUUUCAUAUUGCUUUUGAAUGGGAAUAAUAAUAAAAAAAUCUAUACGUAACGUUGUACGUGAAUGUUAAUCAUUUGGAUGUUGUAUUUUCUCACUAUUUAACAGCUGACGUCAUUUGACAUCUUUGGUAACAUAUUUGGUGACAUAAGGUAUAUAUAUCUCAAACACAGAUUAUGAAAUUGUUAAGAAUAUUACAGCUCAAUGACGAAAAAUCUAAAUACUCUAAAAAAACCAAGAAAUAGAGAAUCAACAUGAUCCAGAAGAAUAUAAAGUGAUAUAAUUAAAACACGUAUUUUGAACAAGAUUCUUAAAAAUAAUUAAAGAACGAUAUACACUAGUUUUGAGACAUGAUAGCAACAAAAGCUAAUAUGUAAGUAUUAGAACAGUUUGGUGUGUUCACCAAAGUAUGUCAAAUGACCAGCCUUAGUUGUAAGGCUUUAUCUCAAUUACUAUAUUAUGAUACCUCGACAUCAUAUACGACUAGUGUAACCAAAAAUGCUGUCAAUUUAUCAUCUUUUUACGAACUACUACUGUUAGUUAUAAGUUUAGAAUAAUCGCAAAGCUUCACUGCUCAAAGCGUACUUUUUGACUCGGCUUGUGAAUUAUGUUCCUUUAAAUUUACUUUAUCAAGUCUUUUAUUAAUUUCACCAACAUCAUGUGUCAAACACAAUUCGGGGUGUUUUUAUUAUUUUCCAUCUUUGAGUUGUUGUUUGGCACAAAGGUGAUGAUGAUUUACAGUCGUUUACUCAAGUACAAGAAUUUUUAAAUCUAUCAUAGUAUAUUUAAAUAUCUCUAUCACUAUCAAUGCUUGUACCAACCUUACGUGGCCUAGUGUCUUUACUGCCUAACAUAUCGAAAGUAAUAAAUCAGUAUGCUAUAGUUAUUUAUUUUAUAUGACUUGUAUAUAAUCUCUCGCUAGAUCGUAUAGGUGUGAAAUUAAACGAUGUAAUUUAGACAAUAUUAAUGUAAUCGAAUAGGCUAUUUAAUAUACUUAAGUAUAUUUUGUGAGUGUAAGUCAUGUCUUAAGUAAAUUGGCUUGAAAUGUUGUGAUUUUAAGAUCCAAUUCACUAACUUUUAACUCUAGUUAAUAUAAAUUUAGGUGUCAUGUUGAUUUGUAUUAUAUUUGUAGUGAUAUAUGAUCUAGAUUUCAGUGUAGGUGUAUUUGUAUGUAGCGUGCGAUAGCUUGCCUCAGGUAGCGGAUGCUAUCAAUUACUUCACAAACCAUUUUAUAUAAACCUUCCGUCCUGAAUUCUAUUCGUUGAUUAUCAGUUGUAUUUACCAAAAAUAUAUAAAAACUUAAACUAAUUUAUUUAUUUAUCUUGAUCCUUACACUUUAUUUCAUAUGUAUUUGGUUAGGUUUAUUUUAAUUGUUACCUACCAUAAUAUUAUCUUGAAAUAUCUUAACAACGAAAUGUUUUAUAAUAACUUUACUCUCACCAACUUCAACAGCUAUUUUUUCAUGACUUCUAGGAUGUUUGCUACAACUGUACGAAGUUUUGUUUUAAAAUUGUUAAGCUCUCGAGCAAAUCCGUCUCCUUCAUAGUUGUAAAGUACAGGGACGAUGACAAUACAGUUGCGAUUGGUGUGCUUGUGUUGUAUCUCAGGAUGUCAGGAUGAAUACAUUUCACGUUUGUUAAAUUUUUAUAAAACAACUUUAACCUACACUAAUAAUCAAAUAUUUUCCUAGUAUUUGUUUACUCAAGAUAAAAACUCUUCUUUAUUUAUCGUUCUGUUUAUUUAUUUUUCUUCUUAAGUUAGAUUGUUUAUAACACGAAUAUAAAAGUAAAAUACAAUUAUUAUGUUAUUAUAAGCUAUAUAAGCUUCCUAAAAUUCUAUUAUGAAUAAAGUUUUAUUUGAUUUUCCCGCUAAAAUCACUACGCGAUUGCAAAAUUAUGAUAAAGAUUUGACUGACUUGUAUUUGAAAGGAAAUCUUCAAUUUCCCCCUUGUUGAUCAUCUGUGUUGUCGUGAAGUAGGUCCUUGAUGACAGAAUAGAAUAUAAUUAUAAUCUAGAAGUUAACUUUGCUGCUGUAAGAAUGAAUGAUACCAGUGUAUAUCUAGUUUUGAUUCGCACAUUCAUAGACUAGGAUAUAUCUUCGUCUAAGGAAAAAGUCCAAAAAAUCCUCAAUUUUGGAAUUUUGUUUACAUGUUCUUUGCCAAUUGUUGGAUAGUAUAUGUUAUUCAUUUUAUGUGAGAUUAUGAUUUUAAUAUUAAACCAACAAAUCUAAAUGUAACUAGCAGUCGGGUUUCUAACAGGAAUAUAACUUUGUGGAAUUUACCCUUUAGACUUUUACAUUUUACUCAUUUGUAUAAAAUCAACAUUUCGAUUUGUAAUUAAGGUUGAAUUUGAGCACUUAUCUCUACUUCACGCGAAUUUUCCUUGAGUAGGCAAAUUUAUUAUGUUUAUUGCUUGCUUAAUUAGUAACCCGCAAAAUCAUCAUUAGGAAUUGUAAAAAUGUUACCCGAAUUUUAAAUAUUCGCAAUCAUAAUCUCACUGCAUCUCAAACACAUUUUGGAAACCUUUACAAGUGAAUAGGUAUGUAGACCGAUAAUUGUUUUUGAUCAUCAUACCUUUAGAUGUACUGUUUAAAAUAAGUGUUUAUGUUGGAUUCUAUAAAUAAUGAACAGCCAGGUUUCGAACAUCUUAGACUUUUUGGAAAAUGAAUUUAAAUUUAUUAUUACAUUUUUUGUUUAGUCGAGCGAAAAAACAUACACCAUGUUGCUAUAAUUUUCUCCGAUACGAAAAAUAAAUAAAUGACAAAUAAUUAUAUACUUCUGUAGGGCUAAGAUGGUCGGCUCUUUAUCAUUUAUUACCAUGCCUGUCACGUUCUAACAAGUAUGUAAGUGCAAAAGUGACGGACAUAGUGACAAGCGAUAAAAAUGGAACCAUGCUGCCAUUGCAGUUGUCUAUUUCUUUAAUUUAUAUUGGUUUAAUUUUCCAAUAAUAUAAUUUGGUGUAUUGCUGUUUAUAUUUUAAUUUAGGUAAAAAAAAAUUAAAACACCGAGUAAUGUCAAAUUAAAAAAAAAAAUAGGAAAUUUAUUACUGGUAGUAUCGGAAAACCUGACGUGUCACACGGAAAGCGGUCGGGAGCGGGAGCCGGCUGAUGUCCGCGGCGAGCAUUGGAGCCGUCCGGCGACUUUUUUGCACGCGAGGGACAUAUACUCAUUUUGUGCUGAUAACUUUAAAUCCUGAACAAAACUAGCAGCAACUAGUUAGCGUAGCGUCACCAAUGUCAAAUACUCUUGUCACAAAGUUUACCGCUACCACCAGUUUUGACGUUGUUAUUACUUUUUAUAGAUCUCUCUUGCACUAAUAUGCGAGUACGAGCGAGAUGCAUAGAAAUUAAGUUACGUAGACGUGAGCGAAUAUAUCAAUGUCAAAACUGGUGGUAGCGUUACAGACCACUAGUAAAAAAAAAGUUAUUGAAAGCGUCAUAGUGCAUGUAUGAAUGCAUAGUAGUAUUCGUAGAAAUUCGUUAAAACCGGUCUAAUUUUGUUAGACAAAUUUGUUAGUCUUCCACAAAUAUUGAAAUGACAAAUUAAAGUAUUUUGACGUGCUGAGUUGGUAAUGGACUAUACAUUUUCGGAUAUACCGUAUAUAUAUUUUUUCUUGUUUUUUUUGUAGGAUCUAAUAAUAGUCGUAUAACAUUGUUAUUUAGAUAAAAUAACGACAUAUGAAAAGUAGUUGAUCGUAAAAUUUAAUUUGAUAUAUUAAAAUUGUUUUUUUUUUGGCAACAGAAGAAUAAUAUAUUUACCUUAAAAAAUAAAAUAAAAGGAAUUAUAUAUAUUAAGCACAACAAAUUUCAUUAAUCAUUCCGUAUGGAACAUAUCUCUAAUAAUUUAAAUAAUAAUUAGUGCUAAAACUGGGUGCACCACAUUACCAACUCAACGCAAUAUAUGCCGUUAAUUUGUUCCGUUUUAAUAGUUUGUGCUAAAUUAUAUUCAUUUGUUACACAUUAAACUAACAUAUAGUUACUGAUGUGAUUAUUUUCAGUGUGAUAGUUAUAAAAUUAUAGCAAUACAUAAUUUAAUUGUUGACUACUUGUAAGAUCCAUCCGUACGCAAAGCUUCAGACUAUUAGUUACUAAUAUAUUAACAAACAACACACCAGUGUUAGCCGAAGGUUAAUUAGAAUUGGCCAUUAACCAUUACAAAUUGAACCGUAAACUUUAACAGAUGUUCAGAGUUUACGGUUCAAUUUGAAAUGGUUAUUGGUCAAUUGUAAUUAACGUUUGACAUACAACAUACUACCAAUCCUUUUAUCAUUGUAGUUUCUACGUAAUUUAUUAGUACUAUAUGAGAUUAAAUACGUGAUUAUAAAUGAUAAAGUAAGAUAACCACCCGUGAAUUUAUUAUUUAUGAAAUCAACUACUUUUGCGUAUCCAUAAUUUACCUUUACACAAAUUUAAUAAUGAUCGAUUGUAGCAACGAUUCAAUUUAAUUCGUAAUAAAUUGAAAUUAAAAAAACGACAAAUAAUGAAAACAUUUUUUAAAGUUGCUCAAACAUCGAUAUUUUUUUAACGUUACAAAAAAUAUCAAAAUAUACCGAAUUAUAAUGAAAUACUCUUUUUAUUAAAAAUAAAACAUCACAUUUUUCACGAUACUACAUUAUAUUACGAGUACUUACACACAAAAUCACGUGGCACGAAUAUAUGCGGGGAUAACAAACAAAAAUAAAAAUAAAAUGUGUACUUGGUUUUUAGAACAAAAAACUACAUUUGAUAAACCAUCGCUGUUUCGCUACGCACGUAAAAUUAAUAAGACAUUAGUAAUAAGACACGUAUAACUAGGAAUAAGAUGUAAAUGGCAAGAAAGAAAAGUAUUUUUGUCUUAUAUAUAGGCAGAACGUAUAGGAAUGUAACUCACACCAUUGUAUCAUCGAAUGUUCUUGUUGAUUGUUAUAUUAUAAUUAUAAUUAUUGUCUAGUUAUUAAUGUAUGUGAUAUUGUUAUUGGAAUAAUAGAUAUUUUAAAUGCUAAUUAUUAUUAUAAACCUAUUAUCCUUCUUGUUGACUUUUGUGUGUUAUAGCUUAAGUCUCUUAAGUAUUUAAUGUAAGAAAUUAAUAUAAUAAUAUGGAUGGAUAUCGAAUAGUUAUUUAAAAGUCUCUGCGUAUAUGAAAUAUAUUUAAAGCUUUAGGUAUUUUUGUUCCCUUAAGUAUAUAAUUUACCGUUUCACAGGAGCUAGAUGCAUACAUUAUUAUCGGAGUAAAUUUUUUGUCAUUUUGGAAAUUUUAAAUUGAUCACGUAUUUUCGUAUUAUAUCUGCAAACUGCGAUAAUUAUUUAAAAAAGUAAAAACUGCCACUUCUUUUAGGUAUUUUAUUAGAUAAUAUAAUAUGUAUAUCUAGGGUCAUAUAAGCAUAUACCUGUCAUGCCUUUAAUAUUCUCUCAAUAGACAAUACGCUGAUAUAGUAUACAAAUUAUAUUUAUAUUAGUUAUUUAUUCCAGUCAGAUAUAUAAAUUAAUUAUAAGUACAAAAAAAAAUGUCUUCUUAAAUGGUGUCAUUAAAAUUAAUAAAAGUAAAAAUGUCACAAUGAGACACCAAUAUAUUACGCCACACCUGUCAUAUAUGUCUUGUCUUGUCUAAUAUUUCUUCCUAUUAGUGAAAAUUAGACGCUAUUAAAAGUAAAUCAAAAUAUGUAUUUGCUUCAUUUUAUGUUUGAAAUAAAAUAUAUUGUUUAGUUUAGUAUUUUUUACAUAAUAUGAUAUUGUUUUUAUUGAUAAACAUACAUAAGUUCACGUGAGAUAAGAGAAAAAUAUUUUUCACCACACCAAUUGAUUGUUCAAAAACUAAUGAGAAUGUUGCAUUUUAUCCACAUGUGGGGCAAAGUAAUCAGAUGUACACAUUAAGUUUUUGUCUUAUGUUAGCUGGUAUAAUUGACUUUUAAAUGAUGAUUUUAAAUGUUAUUUUUUUAUCAUGUUCAUUUGGAUUUGUUUUUUUUGGAAUUUCAUAGAGAGUAUUUUUCUCGCGUUGGUGUGGUGAAAAUUUUUGUGUUUCACUCGGAGGCAAAGUUUGUUUAACUUGUGCCUCGUAACGCUUAAGAUUCCACUUCUCGAACCACUCGCUACGCUAGUGUUUCAAUUUUGGAAUAUUUCGCUUGCUCGGGUAUCAUUAUUAGCACAAGCGGUUAAACAAAAAAUUUGCCCCCUUGUAACAAAUAACUAUACUUUAUUUAGCUCGGGGCAAAAGGAACAGUAUUAAGAUUCCUUACAAGUGUUUCUCUUGUCCCAAUAUUUCCUUAUCCCAUCCAACCUGAGUUAUUUUUAAUCAUAUUGUUACUUAGGACGUGCGCUAGCUGGCGCGGUUGAACGGAGCGAGAGAGCGGCAGCCAGAGUCCCUUGUGUAAAUUUAUUCGAUUUCGUGACGUGACGUACGCGUUUGCGUUAAGCCUCACUGGUGCGUUGCGUUGCGUUGCGUCGUCGCAACGCAUUUAAUGUGACAUGGCAUAAAAAAAUAUGUGCAAAACGACGUAGAGUCGACGCUGCGAGGACGCCUGCGACGAAAACACGCAACGCAACGCACCAGUGUGGCAUACACUAAAGUAAAAUAGUAUGAGUAACGCUAACUGGCGCGGACGCGUGCGAUGGAUUUUACCUACUAAGGCACCCGCGUGCGGGCGCCCGCUCCGUGCACCCGCUCCAAUUAGCGGACGCCCAUCUUUAUUUGUUUUUCCGCGAGUGUCGUACCGACUCGUCCAUAUCACUGUAAAUGUGAAACAAAUUUGCAAAGUAGUAGUGUUAAGUACAAUAAUUACUACAAUGAAGCAAUAACGAAUAAUAUUAGAUUUAAGUCACAUAUAAUAAUUAAACUUAAUUAAUGGGUA
Cydia pomonella (codling moth) is the source of this 10841-nucleotide messenger RNA. It is a transcript of the gene Boule, whose product is annotated as protein boule. The transcript has 4 exons. Gene Ontology annotation, molecular function: RNA binding. NCBI's taxonomy places the organism in Eukaryota, Metazoa, Arthropoda, Insecta, Lepidoptera, Tortricidae. The record is from RefSeq and is a predicted model, not a curated record. The coding region runs from base 717 to 1475 and encodes 252 amino acids.